CGUCACUUCCUCCGUUCUCCGUAGGCAAAUAGACCUAACUGUCGUAAAGUAGCGGUUGACGUUAGAUAUUAUUGACACCCUUCCAUCGCUGAAGGCUGUUUCGGGUGGGUGACAGCGUCCCUGAUUCCGCGGGUGACUGGCUGGCUUUCUGAACCAGUUAAUCGAAUUUCUAGUUGGUUCCCUGCCCACCUCCGUUUUGUGCCGGUACGGUGGCCGAAGAGGCUCGUGUGCGGCGGAAGUACUGGGCGGGAGGGUGUGAGCGUCCGGGCCUGAGGUGCACGCGGCGCCGGUGGGAGCGAGCAUGUCUUUUCGAGGCGGAGGUCGCGGAGGCUUUAAUCGAGGUGGCGGCUUCGGUCGCGGUGGCGGCAGCAGCAACCACCACUUCCGAGGUGGAGGCGGCGGUAAUUUCAGAGGCGGCGGCAAUUUCAGAGGCGGCGGCAGCGGCAGAGGAGGAUUUGGACGAGGGGGCGGCCGCGGAGGUUUUAACAAGGGCCAGGACCAAGGACCUCCAGAGCAAGUAGUUUUAUUAGGAGAGUUCUUGCACCCCUGUGAGGAUGACAUAGUUUGUAAAUGUACCACAGAUGAAAAUAAGGUGCCUUAUUUCAAUGCUCCAGUUUAUUUAGAAAACAAAGAGCAAAUUGGAAAAGUGGAUGAAAUAUUUGGACAACUUAGAGAUUUUUAUUUUUCAGUUAAAUUGUCAGAGAACAUGAAGGCAUCUUCCUUUAAAAAACUGCAGAAGUUUUAUAUAGACCCAUAUAAACUGCUGCCGUUGCAGAGGUUUCUACCUCGACCUCCGGGUGAGAAGGGGCCUCCAAGAGGCGGUGGCAGGGGAGGUCGAGGAGGAGGAAGAGGCGGAGGUGGCAGAGGUGCUAGGGGUGGUGGUUUUAGAGGUGGAAGAGGAAGUGGAGGUGGAGGUUUCAGAGGAGGAAGAGGGGGUGGUGGUUUUAGAGGAAGAGGACAUUAAGUGUAACAGUUGACAGAAACUUCAGUUGACUUCGGCAUUAACCUCAUGAUCUACGUCUAUGGAUCAGAAACUCGUUUCUUGAUCAGAUCUUGAAGAACUGGUCAUUUUAUGGCAGUGGAGCUAAAAUGUCAACAUCAUGCAAAAACGAGUGUGGCAGAACAGGCAAUUUUGCUCUAAAAGAGUAUGAACAAGUGUUUUAAUGUUUUGUACAAUGCUUGGAACUUGUGGGUGUUCAGUAAAGGGGCAGCUUUCAUCUGAAGCAUAUUUGAAUUUUUAAAAUAAAGUGUUUUAUUCCUUUAAGUUA
Messenger RNA from Kogia breviceps (pygmy sperm whale), 1268 nucleotides. RefSeq names its product GAR1 ribonucleoprotein (gene GAR1). Lineage: Eukaryota; Metazoa; Chordata; Mammalia; Artiodactyla; Physeteridae. Gene Ontology annotation, cellular component: box H/ACA snoRNP complex. Gene Ontology annotation, biological process: ribosome biogenesis; snoRNA guided rRNA pseudouridine synthesis. The record is from RefSeq and is a predicted model, not a curated record. Gene Ontology annotation, molecular function: box H/ACA snoRNA binding.